AUGAGGGCCCUGCUAUAUAAACCGUGGGGGCAGACUUCAGCCUCAGCGACCGAUCGUCGACAGAUCACAAGGUUGUUCAUAAUGGUCCGUCACCUAGUUGUUGGCCUCUUGCUUGUUUUCCUUGUGGCGGAAAUUUCUGCCUCCGGGUACUAUCCUAAGGGAAAGCCUGGAUACGGAGUAGGCAAGCCGGGAUACUAUCCCAAAAAACCAGAGGACAAUGGCGGAGGGAAAGAGGAAGGAAACGGUGAAAAUGGAAAGAAUGGAAAAGAUGAUGAGAAUGGAAACAACGGGAAAGGAGAUGACGGAAAAGAGAAUGGCGACAAUGGCGGUGACAAUGAAGUCAACAAUGGCGGCGACGAAGGCGUUGACAAAUAUGCCUAUGGUGGCGGAUAUGGCGGUGGAUAUCGAUAUGGCCGAGUUGGAAAAGGCAGAGGAUAUGGCGUCAGUGGAAAAGGAAGAAAACGGUAUGGCUGGAAAAACAUCUACAAAUUCAAAGGAAAAGGAAAGAGAUCGACAAAGAGAUACUACAGACCCAAAUACCGAAAAGGAAGCAAUAGUGGGUCCAUCAGUCGAGAUGACGACAAAUCAAGUCAAGAAAGUCGGGAAAAAGGGAAGAAAUACAGAGGGAAAAGAUCAGCAGGCUACUAUUACAGACGUAAAUACCGAAAAGGAAGCGAUAGUGGGUCCGUCAGUCGAGAAGAUGACAAAUCAAGUCAAGAAAGUCGGGAAAAAGGGAAAAAAUACAGAGGGAAAAGAUCAGCAGGCUACUAUUACAGACGUAAAUACCGAAAAGGAAGCGAUAGUGGGUCCGUCAGUCGAGAUGACGACAAAUCAAGUCAAGAAAGUCGGGAAAAAGGGAAGAAAUACAGAGGGAAAAGAUCAGCAGGCUACUAUUACAGACGUAAAUACCGAAAAGGAAGCGAUAGUGGGUCCGUCAGUCGAGAAGAUGACAAAUCAAGUCAAGAAAGUCGGGAAAAAGGGAAAAAAUACAGAGGGAAAAGAUCAGCAGGCUACUAUUACAGACGUAAAUACCGAAAAGGAAGCGAUAGUGGGUCCGUCAGUCGAGAUGACGACAAAACAAGUCAAGAAAGUCGGGAAAAGGGGAAGAAAUACAGAGGGAAAAGAUCAGCAGGCUACUAUUACAGACGUAAAUACCGAAAAGGAAGCGAUAGUGGGUCCGUCAGUCGAGAUGACGACAAAACAAGUCAAGAAAGUCGGGAAAAAGGGAAGAAAUACAGAGGGAAAAGAUCAGCAGGCUUCUAUUACAGACGUAAAUACCGAAAAGGAAGCGACAGUGGUAAGAAGAGCAGCGAGAGCAAGGAAAGCGGCGGGAAAAGCGCGGAGAGCCGUGAAAAGAACGACAAAAAUGGCAAGGAUAAUGGAAAAAACGGUAAUAAUGGAAAGAAAAACGACAAAAAGGGAACAAGAUACGGGAAGAAACCUUAUACCGGGUACAAGAAAUCUUACAGACCAUGGAACAAAAAGUACUACCCCAAACGCUACUAGACCAAAAUCCAUUUAAUAGACUGAACUGUUGAAAU
This is a messenger RNA of Magallana angulata, 1541 nucleotides long. RefSeq lists its product as uncharacterized. The transcript is spliced from 2 exons. The record is from RefSeq and is a predicted model, not a curated record. NCBI's taxonomy places the organism in Eukaryota, Metazoa, Mollusca, Bivalvia, Ostreida, Ostreidae. The coding region runs from base 1 to 1506 and encodes 501 amino acids.